This is a messenger RNA of Globicephala melas (long-finned pilot whale), 438 nucleotides long. Its product is annotated as NADH dehydrogenase [ubiquinone] 1 alpha subcomplex assembly factor 4-like. Gene Ontology annotation, cellular component: mitochondrion. Gene Ontology annotation, biological process: mitochondrial respiratory chain complex I assembly. The record is from RefSeq and is a predicted model, not a curated record. Lineage: Eukaryota; Metazoa; Chordata; Mammalia; Artiodactyla; Delphinidae.
AUGGGGGCUGCGGUGACUCAUGCAAUCAGGAAUUUCAACCUAGAGAACCGGGCGCAAUGGGAAAUCAGCAAGAUGAAGCCCUUCCCCGCUCCCAGGCACCCCUCCACCAAGAACCUCCUGCGAAAGCAGAUGAGCAGCCAUCCAGAAAUUAAGGGAGAAAUUGCUAGAAAAAAUGACAAACUGCUGUCAUUACUAAAAGAUGUGUAUGUCGAUUCCAAAGAUCCCGUGUCUUCUGUGCAGGUAAAGGAUGCUGGAAAACGUCAGAAGCCAAAGGAGUUCAGCUUGCCGGAAAACCAUCAUCCUGACAUGAUGAAUAUUAAGAACAUUCCCAAAGGCAAAAUUUCCAUUGUAGAGGCACUGACACUUCUCAAUAAUCAUAAACUUUAUCCAGACACAUGGACUGCUGAGAAAAUAGCAAGAUGUAAAUUCUCUUCUUAA